This is a messenger RNA of Soboliphyme baturini, 1115 nucleotides long. NCBI's taxonomy places the organism in Eukaryota, Metazoa, Nematoda, Enoplea, Dioctophymatida, Soboliphymatidae. The record is from the annotation of a GenBank genome assembly.
AUGGAAGACGUGGCUGGUCAAGUGGUCGACAUCAUGAUUCAGACAUCCGUUCAUAAGGAUCAGGCUGAUCGACUACGAGCGUUGCUUGAAUCGAUUUUGAACGACGAGCAAAACAAGCGUGACGGCACUGCCAUGGCGAAUGCACUAAACUUGUUCAUUGACUCAAUCGUCAGCGAAAACAUCAGUUUGGUCGUAUCGAGGCAGCUCGUGACAGAGGUCGCCCAGAAAUUAAGCCAGUUUCCAGACGAGGUCGCUCGAGAAGUCGGUCAUCGCUUGCUUAGCGUCAUUCAACCGAGGGUUAUCUCCUACGAAGAACAGGCAGCUAGUGUCCGGCAGCACUUGGCGGACAUAUACGAACGGCAGUGCGAAUGGAGGGAAGCCGCUAAGGUGCUUAUUGGCAUUCCAUUAGAAACGGGUCAGAGGCAGUAUUCGGCGGAGUACAAGAUGCGCACAUACCUGAGAAUUGCUCAGCUGUAUUUGGAAGACAAUGACAUUACAAAGGCUGAAACGUAUGUUAACCGAGCGUCACUGUUACAGGCUGAGUGCAAAUCCGAUGAAAUGCAGGUCAAAUAUAAGGCUCAGUACGCCCGCGUGUUGAACUUUCGACGUAAGUUUUUCGACGCCGCCCAGCGCUACUAUGAGUUGUCGCUGAGAACAGAGCUGUUUGAGAAGGAGCGAUUAGCAGCGUUGACGAGCGCCCUUCAGUGCGCAGUGCUUGCUUCGGCUGGUCAGCAACGGUCGCGGAUAUUGGCCAUUCUGUUCAAGGACGAACGCUGCCAACAGUUACAGUCGUACGGCAUUUUGGAGAAAAUGUAUCUAGACCGAAUCAUUAGGAAGGAAGAACUGGAAGAUUUUAAGAAUGAACUGCUUCCCCAUCAGCUGGCUCUCACGUCGGAUGGUUCAUCCCUCUUAGAGCGGGCCAUGAUCGAACAUAACAUGUUGUCUGCCAGCAAACUGUAUAAUAACAUAUCUUUUGUCGAGUUAGGAAACUUGCUUGACAUUUCCGCUGAACGAGCCGAAAAAAUUGCCUCUCAGAUGAUCACCGAAGGCCGGAUGAGCGGCUAUAUCGAUCAGUUGGAAUCUGUCGCCUAUUUUACCGGUAAGUUGCUCUAGAU